CCAACAAAAGUGAUCAGUGCUAGGAUUAUUCAAAUUAAAUGUCAGUGACAACCAUGCUGAAUGACUGACAGUAGUGUUCAGUAUUAUACAAGAAUUUUUCUUUUGAAUGUCAGAAAACUGUUACCAGUGACGGUAGUGAUUUAAGUGCUAGGGAUAUUCAAGUUGAAUGUCAGAAAACUGCUGCCAAUGAUAGUAGUGGUUAGUGCUGGGGAUAUUCAAGUUGAAUGUCACAAAACUGCUACCAACGAUAGUAGUGGUUAGUGCUGGGGAUAUUCAAGUUGAAUGUCAGAAAAAUGCUACCAAUGACAGUAGCGAUCAGUGUUUAUAAUAAGUGAAUGUUGCAUAAUUAUAUUUUGUAAAUAACUGUACUGAUUUUCAGAUACUGACGGUAUAUUCAUAUUUGUUUUAUAUCUUUAAUUUAUGAACCUGCUGGCACUUUCUUUCAUUUGAAAAGAUGUUUGUAAUUUAUGAGCAAGUAAAACUGUGCAUAACCCAUGUUCACCGGAGUAGAACCAACUUGAAUUAAAUAACACAUGUCCUCUGUGUGGGACUGCUGUUGUAUAGUCUUAUGGAAAUAAAGAUGACAGGAACCAAAUGGUUAUUAUAUAUAUCCUGAUAUAUAUAUAUCUUAGAACUUGGUGACUAAUAGUUUCGUGGGAGUCCUAAUUUCAUAGUUGAUUUUGAAAACUUACAAACAUUUUGUGGUUAAUAGUAUUGUAAAUUAUUAAAGAAAAGACAAUAACAGGAUUUGUGAAAUAUUUAUUACAGGAUCUAAGUUGUGUUUGAUUAAUCAUGGUGUUUUGCCAUUUUGAUUGAAAUAAAAGUGUUACACCUGAACGUGUUCGCUCCUGCUCAUAUGAAAAGGAUGUAAAUGGUAUGGAAAUUGUUGUUAAUGAGGAUGAAAUCAUGUUUGAAUUUGAUUGGUCAAAUGUGUCCAAGCUGGACUCUGAUUGGCUGCAUCAUUACAAUAUGUUGUCUGCAGGUUGAAGCAAAUGAAGGAGCAUAUGGGACAGCAUGUGAAGUGAACAGUGACUGUCAACUAGGCUUUGUCUGUCUGUAUAAAAAGUGUGCCUGUGAUAAUAAUUAUUUCUAUGACAACAAAGGUGUUUGUAAGAAAAUUUGCAGAGGAUCAUCAGAAGGUUUGGUACGACAUGGAGAUUUCAACCACCAGUAUCUUCAGUACAAAAACCGUUACACAAAUUGUUCAUAUGUCGAUGGAAAUCUUGAAAUUACCAGUUUAGAGGGUGCCUACGACCUUGGAUUUCUCAAAGAUAUUGAAGAAAUUGAUGGAUAUUUGCUUGUUGUGAAUGUAUAUUCCAACUACCUAAAUCUUACCAAUCUGAGGAUUAUUCGAGGAAAUGAGUUAUUCCCCUUUAGAAAUGAUAAUUACAGUAUGUACAUUGCUCUGAACCAUAACCCGAAAAAUAUCUCACAGGGCCUGAUGGAACUUCAGUUUAAAAGUUUGACGGAAAUUGUCAAGGGCCAGGUGUACUUCCAGAACAAUAAUUUGUUAUGUUUUCUGAGUUCGAUAUCGUGGGAUGACAUCAAUCCAAACUCGUAUCCACAUUCCAAAAUCGUGUUUGACUCUCUAAAUUAUAAACGACAGUGUCCAUCAUGUCCAGCAGAUUGUUAUAAUCCACACACCAAACAUUAUCACUGCUGGGGAAGUUCACCAGACAUGUGUCAGAAAUUGAAUUACAUCAAGAAGGUAUGCAGCGAGACAUGUGAUGGUCGAUGUUUUGGACCUGAUCAGAAUCAGUGUUGUCAUCCGGAGUGUGCUGCAGGUUGUACCGGUCCUCGGAAAACAGAAUGUCUGGCAUGCAAGAACUUCAACAAUGACGGAGAGUGCCAUGCGUAUUGUCCACAGAUGAGGAUAUACGACUCCAAUCAAAUGAAGUGGGUAGAAAAUCCAGACGGUAGAUAUUCCUCAGGCUCCCUCUGUGUUAAGGAUUGUCCUAAUUACUUGGUAAAGGAUAAUGAUGCCUGUGUGAUUAAAUGUCCGGAGGGCAAACACGCUGACAAGUCCACCAACGUUUGUGAAAAAUGUGAAGGGCCCUGCCCAAAAAAUUGCCCUGGUGUUUCUGAAUCCGGUUUUCUACACAGCAAGAAUUUAGAAGAAUUCCGUGGAUGUACAGUUGUGGAAGGAAACUUGAAGAUCCUUAAAGUAUCUUUUGAAGGGGAUCCACAUGAGGGAACUGAAGGAAUCAAAGUGGAGGAUUUACAAGUAUUGAGUGAUAUAAAGGAAAUAACAGGUUUUGUUUCAAUACAAGAGGCACCUCCAACAGUUAAAGAUCUUUCCUUCCUCUCUGGACUGGAAACAAUUUACGGGCGGUAUCUUUCGAUGGGAUUAGGAAUUGCGGUAUUAAGCAUGGACGUUGAAUGGUUGGGGCUCACGUCUUUGAAAAAGGUUCGACGCGGCGACAUAGCCAUUGCGUGGAACGAGAAUCUAUGUUAUAUUGAGGACUUAGAUUUAAGUUCUAUUUUUGAAUUCCCCACCCAGCAGUUAAAGCUGAAAGACAAUAAGGACAAAACAGAGUGCGAUGCCCUCGGGCUAAAAUGUCACUCAGAGUGCUCCAGCUAUGGGUGCUGGGGCCCUGGGCCUGAUAAAUGCCUACAGUGCAAGACGGUCCGUAUGGCCGAGAAUAACACAUGUCUUGCCAGCUGCUUGGAAAUACCGAUGCUCUACCGUGCUGAAAAUAACACAUGUAAACAGUGCAAUGAGCAGUGUGCAGGAGGGUGCACAGGACCAGGUCCUGAUGAGUGCUUUGAGUGCAAGCAAGUGAAGGUCCUCGGCCAGAAAAACACGUUCGAAUGUAUGACAGAAUGUCCUUUAUCUUUAGGACAACCAUAUUUAUAUCCAGACGAGAACAGAAUCUGUCGACAGUGUGAUCUAUCAUGUGACGAAGGAUGUACUGGACCAUCAUCAGCAGUUAAAGUUGGUGGAUGUAAUACUUGCCUACUCGCAAUUAAUAAAACUUUGGAGAAUGACACUGUUAGAUGUUUACCAAGGGACCAGGACUAUUGCCCGAGAGGUUAUUAUGAGAAACAGUACAGAUCUGAUGUACCCCAUCCACUUACAAAGAAACAGGUGUGUCAACCUUGCGAUCAUCUGUGCUUGGAGUGUAAUGGGCCAGGGAACGCCAACUGUCCAGUGUGUAGAUAUUACCGCUACACAAACCGGUUUUCGACAUGCAUAGAUACCUGCCCACCAUCAUAUACAUAUCCUGACAACGGAGAGUGCCUACCAUGCAGUGACCAGUGCCUGGGGGGUUGCCAUGGGUCAAAUUCUACAGAAUGCGAAAACUGCCUCAAUUUCAAGGUUUUCAUUGAUGAGGAAUUGCAGUUGUUUUCAUGUGUGGAGAAAUGUCCUGAGAAUCUUCCACAUUUGGUUGAAGAUCAAGACCCAGACAAACCAACGAUGACUGUCUGCGCAUCUGAUGAGCAUCCUGCGGUCAUGGCUAGAGCUGCCGAAAAGAAGGAUGAAGAGAGAAAGAAAAUUCUUACUAUUGCCCUGCCUGUAUGUGGCGGUGUUAUUUUACUUGGAGGUUUGCUUGCACUGUUUGGUUACUAUUGGCGACAGAGAGAAAGAGCAAAGGAAAACACUCUGAAGUUGACGGCAAAAAUGACAGGUGUUGUGGAUACAGAGCCUCUAACCCCUACAGAUGCUAAACCUGAUCUGUCAAAGCUUAGACUUAUACGGGAGUCUGAACUCAGACGCGGAGGAAUAAUUGGAUCUGGAGCAUUUGGCACAGUGUACAAGGGUUUUUGGAUACCAGAUGGUGAAAAUGUGAAGAUACCAGUUGCAAUAAAGGUUUUACAAGAGGGAACGUCACCCAAUCAGAAUCAAGAACUUCUUGAGGAGGCACGAGUGAUGGCUUCUGUAGAACACCCAUGUUGUAUAAGGAUUCUGGCAGUCUGCAUGGCCUCACAGAUGAUGUUGAUUACACAGUUGAUGCCUCUUGGUUGUCUUCUGGACUACAUCAGAAAACAUAAGGAUAACACUGGAUCCAAGUCAUUACUGAACUGGUGCACACAGAUAGCUAGGGGUAUGGGAUACCUGGAGGAGAGGGGUAUUGUACACAGGGAUCUGGCAGCUAGAAACGUCCUAGUCCAAAGUGCUGGUCAGGUAAAGAUCACAGAUUUUGGUCUUGCCAAGCUUCUAGACUACAAUGAAGAUGAAUAUCACGCUUCUGGCGGCAAGAUGCCCAUUAAAUGGUUAGCACUGGAAUGUAUACAGAACAGAAUUUUCACACAUAAAUCAGAUGUUUGGAGUUAUGGUGUCACAGCCUGGGAAUUAUUCACGUAUGGUGCGAGACCUUAUGAAAAUGUACGAGCACGAGAUGUCCCUGACCUCCUUGAGAAAGGAGAAAGAUUACCUCAACCUGCCAUUUGUACAAUUGAUGUUUAUAUGAUUAUGAUCAAAUGUUGGAUGUUGGAUGCUGAAAGCCGUCCCUCAUUUUCUGAAUUAGCGGAAGAAUUUGCAAAGAUGGCACGCGACCCAGGACGUUACUUAGUGAUUCAGGGGGAUGAAUUGAAGAAAAUACCCUCGGAAGAGGUUUUAGAUGAAAUAAAAGUUGAGGCAGUCGCUGACAACAAGGACGAGGGAGAUAAACUAAUGCGAUUGCCGAGUUAUUCUUACGACAAAGACGACCUGGCCCGUCACCUGAGUGUGGCCGCUGAGGGACCAGAGGAAGUAAUAGAGGCAGAUGAAUACUUACAACCAGCCCCACCUGUACCAUUGCAAAUAGAAAACAAUAACUUCAAGGUGCAACAUCUUGGUGGGGCAACAAAUAAAGAGCAGCCUCAACUGAUUCGAGAAAAACGUUACGGACAUCUUGAGUCGGCAUCUGCUGCAAAACAACAGAGAGAUCUAUUGCCUAGCAACCGUCUCCGUGGAGAUAGCAUCAAUGGGAGAUAUAGUUCAGAUCCUGUAAAAUAUACCAGAAAUAGAGAUGACGUUGAUGGUAACGUAAUGUUGCGAUUUCCUAAAGUAGGUAACGGCAAUAUACCAAACAACCAGGCUAGAAGUCCUAAACCUGUAAGCCCACCAGUGAUGCAGUUACCUCUAGAUGAGGAUGACUACCUUCAGCCUAAGUCGGCAAACCCUAAAGCUUACUUGGACUUAGAAAACAGUAAAGACUAUUAUAUAAAUGAAAAACAAAUGUCUCCAGAAGAUGCCAUAGACAAUUAUUUAGUUCCAAAUCCUGUCCCGACAUUAUUCGAAAAUCCAGAAUAUUUUGAAGGUGACCCUAGAGACAGUGUUUUUAACCGGACUGCUGGUCCAUCACGGGACCGUAGUGUUAAACCUAAAGUAGCACCAAAACCAAAACGAUUAACAGACUACUACAAUGAUAUGGGUAUGAAUAGCCCAACGGAAGUUCGGCAAAACGAACCACUGUUAUCAAAUUGCUCAAACGGAGAAUCGGCUGUGUAGUGAUAAUUUAAUGUUUUAAAAAAUUAUUGUGAUAGUCAAAACUCAUGGAGAGUUCAAGAACAUUAUUCAGUGAAUCAUAUGUCUUGAAAAUAAAAUUUCAACAUUCACCGUAAUUAGAUGAAUGUGAAACAAGGACACCCAACUGGAUUAGUUCUAUUCCUGUUAGGUUACAAGGAAGUAUGGUCCAAAUGAGAAAAUAUUACAAGAAGAUGGGAUCAGAGAAGGCUUUCAUGGAAGUUUUGUUGACUGAAACAGACAAUCUGGAAUGAAAUAACCAUAAAUCUCACAUGCUGAGGUCCAUCAAAAGAAACAAAAACUUACUGGAUUGGAACCAUACAUUGUUUUGGUCUUUUCAAAACAGUUUGAAAUGACAUCAGUACAACUCCAUUUCAAAAUGAUGUCUGCUCAAAACCAUUUGAAAUGACUUCUGCCCAGAAGCAAUUCAAAUGACGUCUGCUCUGAACCAUUUGAAAGGAAGUCUGCUAAGAACAAUUCGAAGUGAUUUCUGUCAUGAAGCUAGUGAAAUAACAUCUGCUAUAAACCAUUUGAAAUGACGUCUGCUCUGAACCGUUUGAAAUGAUGUCUGCUAAGAAGCAUUUGAAAUUACUUCUGCCCCGAGAUGAUGUCUGCCUUAAACAGUGGGCAAAGUGCUAUGUUUUUAAAGCAUAAUGUGAGAGCGCUAAGCAGGAAAAUAAAAGAGUGCUUUUCAAACAUUAACCGUCCACGUAAUUAAUGUGCUAAAUUUUUAAUCUUGUGUGGAGGAGAAAUGGACCAUUGUUCACUGUUCAUGUUGCAUUUUUUAAUGCACGGUAGGAAAAACAUUGAUACUUAUGUGAUAAGAUUUGAAAAUGGCACAAGUUUCUGUCACUGUUGCAAUACCGUUGGUCUGUUAACAUUUUACUAUAUACUUACCAAUAGUGCAUUCAAUUUUAUCAUUCACGAUUAUCAUUUUUCGUGAACAGUGACUUUGAUGUACACUUACAAUAAUGUGAAUUGUUGUGAAUUACACCAUGUAGUUGUAUUAUGUUAUGUCAUACACAGUGCUAUAGUGAACUAUCUCAGCUGAUGUUUUCAUAUGCUUGCAUGUUAUAAUAUAUACUUGUUACCACCAUAGGCUAGGAGAGGUAUUCAUAGAAGGUUGAAAUGCAUGUUGCAUUCAUCCAAAAGAUGAAUACAUUUUGUAUGUUGUAUGUUGGAAUAUGUAUUCAUUUCAAAAGUUUGUAACUAUUUUCUAGAAAUGUAAGAAUAAUUUUGGUUUUUUUUACAUGUGGAAAUGCCUUUUGCAAUGGUAAACUUGUGAAGCUCGAAUAUACAGGAAAAUCAGGCUGUUAUAUACCAGAUUAUCAAGUUUGUUUUUGUAAUCAUUAUAGUAAUAUACUAUAUAACCUUAUAUAGUAUAAAUAAAUGCACCCUCUUUGAAAAGUUCAUUGUCUUAUGGGGAUGGGGGUAAUUUUAGUUUUGAGUAAGUGGGUGUAUGAGAGGUAGCUCAUUUUUUGUAUUAAAUCUGAAAAACUAAACCACUAGUCUAUAAAAAGUUGUAAGAAGAAGCAGGAGUCGAUCUUUAAAUCUGAAAACUUUUCAACUUGUAUUUUUUCAGAUGAUACUGUUCAUAAAUUGUUAAACUUGUAUGUAUCACAUAUUGUUCAAGUGUUUCCUAUUAGCUAUUGAUAUAAUAUGUUUAUGUUUAAAACUGAUAUUACUGUUACGCUGCAUUCAAGAGAUCUCAUUUUUUAGCUCGACUAUUCAUAGAAUAGUAGAGCUAUUGGACUCGCCCAUGCGUCGGCGUCCGCGUCGGCGUCCGCGUCCCGAUUUGGUUAAGUUUUUGUAUGUAAGCUGGUAUCUCAGCAACCACUUGUGGGAAUGGAUUGAAACUUCACACACUUAUUCACUGUGAUAAACUGACCUACAUUGCACAGGUUCCAUAACUCUAUUAUGCUUUUUUACAAAAUUAUGCCCCUUUUUCGACUUAGAAAUUUUUGGUUAAGGUUUUGUAUGUAAGCUGCUAUCUCAGUAACCACUUGUGGGAAUGGAUUGAAACUUCACAAACUUAUUUACUGUGAUAAACUGACUUACAUUGCACAGGUUCCAUAACUCUAUUUUGCUUUUUUACAAAAUUAUGCCCCUUUUUCGACUUAGAAUUUUUUGGUUAAGGUUUUGUAUGUAAGCUGCUAUCUCAGUACUCACUAAUUGGAAUGGAUUGAAAAUUCACAUACUUGUUCACUGUCAUGAUCUGACAUGCACAAAGCAGGUCCCAUGACUUUAUUUUGCUUUUUUUCAAAAUUAUGCCCCUUUUUCAACAUAGAAAUUUUUGGUUAAGUUUUUGUAUGUAAGCUGGUAUCUCAGUAUCCACUAAUAGGAAAGGAUUGAAAUUGCACACACUUGUUCACUGUCAUGAUAUGACAUGCAAUGCAAAGGGUCAAUGACUCAACUUCGCAUUUUACAAAAUUAUGCCCCUUUUUCGACUUAGGAGUUUUUGGUUAAAUUCCUAUUAUGUAAGCUGGUAUCUUAGUACCCACUAAUGGGAAUGGAUUGAAACUUCACACACUUGUCCACUGUCCUGAGCUGAUAAGCACUAUGCAGGUUCCAUAACCCUAUUUUGCUUUUUUACUAAAUUAUGUCCCUUUUUCGACUCGUAUUCAUUCAAUCGACAAGGCUUUUGAAUAGUCGAGCGUUGCUGUCCUCCGACAGCUCUUGUUUUCUUUGCAAUAAUGAUGAUAAUGCUACAGCAUUAGUUUGCACAGAAACACUAGUAAGAAUUUGUGAUUUACAAGUAGCUACUGAACAUAUAAACAAAGCUACACCUUAAUGAAUAAAGACAGUCACAAUGAAUAAGUCUUUUUGCAGGGUAGAGAUAGGGUGAUGUGGGGGUAAAAAUGCUUAAGUAGCUCUCAUUAUAAACUCAAAGUCUUUAUAUUGACUGGACCUAGCCUUGUAUUAGAUUUCAUGACAUUUGGGGAAGAGAUGGGGGUGGGGUGGGUGUAAAAAUGCUUUGGUAGCUCUCUGUAUGAACUAACAGUCUGUAUCGACUGGACCUAGCCUUGUAUUAUUUUUCAGGACAAUGUUUGCCAAAAUCAGCUUACACUUCUAAACGUUCUGACCAAACCCAAUGAAACAACAUUGUAUUUCUGACCUAACAGAACACCAUGUAGAAACCACCUGUAGUUGAUAAAUUUUAGAACAGGGACCAGCCUGUAAUUGAUACAUAUAGGAGAACACCAAGUAGAAUCCACCUGUACUUGAUUGUUUUAACCAGUAUAUUUAAAUGACAAGAUGUAAAACCCUUUAAUAGGGAAUGAAUACAUUAGACUAAAAUUAUUGAAAUAUUUUAUGGAACACUCUGGUAAUAUUUAUUCAUAUAUUUUAGACAUAACUCAAAAGAAUCCCAUAAAGUACCAUUUUUCACAGAUAGCUAACCUGUAACUGGACAGUACAAGGCCUAACAGUGGAUUGAUAUACAUGUAUUAGGCUUAAUAUAACAUUAACUUGAUGUGGGAUGUUGUGUUCUGCUCGACUUGGUUUUUGCUUAGUCUGGAUCACACAAGUUGUGCAACCUCGGGUGUGGUCUAGCAUGGUAAAAUCCACAAGAGCUGAUUACAUCCUAGAUAAAGUUACUGGCAUAUUUACCCCUAAAAUUUUUUCAUUUUUAUUUCAUGUAGCCAAAACUUUAAUUAAACUUCUCUGAAACAAAGAACUAUUUUUAACAGGUCAUGAAUAUCAAUAAAAGUAGUUCAGACACAGAAAAACAGGUGGAUUCCCACCUAGUGCAAUACAUAUGUAACACCAGUAAUAAAAAAAAAACAGAUGAAAUUGAAAUACUAAGAAAGGCUUCCAUUACAGAAAAUGUUUAUCAUGCAAAAAGUGUGGAUAUGAAAAAAACAGAUCUCCACUUUCUGCACUUAAGUGACAAUUAAUUUCUUAAACAUUUUUUUAAAAAAAAUGGUUUUAGGAUCUAAUAGUUACAUACAUCAAAAUUUGAUUUGUUUUUAUUCAUAUAUUUAUAACCUUGCUGUAUGUAUUACAAAGUCAUAGAAUUAUUUAUGAAAAAAUAUAAUGAUCAAUAAUAGAGAUUGGUUAAAAAAUAUUGUGUUCAUUAAGAUAAUUGUCUGUUUUGUUUUUGUAAUUGUUAAAUUGACACCAAUCAUUAUUUACACAUAUAUAUUCAUAUAUCAUACAUUUUUUUUAAAUUUUAAACAUUGAGUCAAAGUUUUAACAUUUGUCAGUUUGUGUCUACUAAAAAUCUGUUCUUGCAAUUAUUUAAAAUAACAUUUUAAAGAAAUUUUCAUGUAAUUAUUAACUAUAGUAAUAUUGAUUAUUUAAUUUACAACAAUUAUUUAUACAAUUUUUAUAUUUCUUAAAUUCAGCGGAUCAAAUGCUAUAUAUAUACUUAACUUACAAAAAUAGUUCCAGAUGGGUUUGUUUUUUUUUAUUUUUGUAUAAAUACCGUUAUUAAGUAAGCUGAGAGAGCCAGAAAAUUGUCUUUUUCUUUUUUUGAACUUGUGUACAGUUUAUAUUAGGCUUAGGUAAGCCAAAGAUUUCAAGUUCCUCCCUAUCAGUGCUAUCAGUGCUUUGAUUUUACAUUAGUUUUCACAGUUUGUUCAGAAAAUUGCUGUUCUUAUCUUUACAAGAGCUGUUGUUUGAAGUUUUCAAGUGUUGUAAGGCACCUUUGGUUGUGUCACGCUUUUAUUUUCAUCUCAUUGGGCCUAAAGCUCAUUUGACAUACUGUGAUCUAACUUUUGCUCCGUUGUUUAAAGCUUCUCACAAAGCAGUAAUGAAAUUUGAAGGGAUUAAACCAAUGUAUGUUACUACCUAUAGUGCUUUCAAAGAUAAAUAAGAAUGAUUAUUAACAUAAUAAAAAAACUAGUGAGUCAACCAAAAAUUGUUAAGAAUAUUUGACUGACAAAUGAUACAAUGCUAACCUGAUAACGGUAUUCUCGGGUAACUUUGAAAAGACAGAACUGUGACCAGAAUGAUAUACAUAAUAAUUUGGUAUUUUUAUAUGUCUAUACCAUGUGGUAACCCUUUUUUCACUGCCUACAACUUGUGUUUUUCUUGGCAGAUGUUUUAAUGUCACACUGGAUUCAGGCUACCAGUACUUCAGUGCUGUUAGAUCUAGUCAUUGUUGGAUGAAAUUAUUACUGAGAGAAUUUAUCUGGUUUGCACACAGAAGAAUUAGUCCUGCCAAGAUGUCCACUAGUGAUUAAGGGGUUGGUCUGGUUUUGCCAAAUCAGUAAAGCUGGAAGGCCAGUAUUUUUCUAUAGUUUUUAGGUGGUAAAGCCUGAUAGAAAUAUCUCUAAGCUCUUCCAUGGUCAGAAAGGGAAGUAACUAUCAUAGGACUGGCACCUAUCAGUCUUAAUCCACAGUCAGAAAAGGGAAGUAACUACUGUUUAUCUGGAACAUAUCAUUUCUGCUAAUGUCAGGAAGGGAAGUAACUUUUUGUCAUUUCUCUGUCACCGUCAGGAAGAGAAGUGAUUAUUUUGUAACCCAUUGUGAAAAAGGGAAGUAACUUUUAUAUAACUAGAACCAAUUAUUUCUCUGCCACUUUCAAAAGGGGAAGCAACUUUUGUUAACCUGGAACCUAUCAGUUCUCUUCCACGGUCAGAAAGGGAAGUAACCAUUGUACAGUUAGAAUUGGUGAGUGAUGCAAGAUGUUGUGAAUAUCUUGUUUAUUUUUUAAGAAAUCUUUUGUAUAAGUUGUUGUGACUCAAGUAGAGUUGUGAAUAAUGAAAUUAAAUUCUGAUCUCGUAAGUAUGUGCCAUUUUAGCAAGCUUGUCCUCAUAUGUACUCAAGAUCUUUAGAAAAGCCAAAUGUUAAUCAGUAUACCAAGUUCCAUUCAACUACACCUAUAAUAGUGUAAAUGCUUGUCUAGAAAAAAUAUCAUUAUUGCCUGUAGCAAGCAGUAUGACUGAAUUUCUGUUAAAUGUUGAAAUAAUUCAUGAAUGUUGUAUAAUUCUGCGAAACUGACAUAAUUCUGUAGUAGUUUGGCUUAAGUGAACUGAAAUGUAGCUGAUACAAGUAUACAGAAUGUUACAUUAAUUAUGACCUUGAAUGUCACAUGAUUCUAUGACAUUGAUAGAAUGAGCAGUGAAUGUCACAAAAUUAGUUUUAAAUGAACGUUUCACCAUUCUAGUGACAUUAAUAUUCGAAGAGCUUUUAUCAGCUUAAAUGUCACAACAGCCUGCCUGGUUGUGCUCUUGAGUUUAAAUCUAGUGCUUUAUUAUCGAUCAUAUAGUCAUGAUUUCAUGUAGUCAUAAUGUCUAUGCAAUGUUCCAUAUCUUUAAAAUAGAACGGAUGCUAAAGCUUCACAAUUCUCCUACAAAGGUCAAGGUCAGCAGUUAUAAAAACGAGUUUGGGAACCAGCUUCAAAAAUGCAACUUUAUUAUUUGUCAGUUUCAAGCUCGGGCUUGACAAAAACUAAUCAGAUACUAGGAUUUUGAGAUCAGUCUCCAGGCUCAGCAGAUGGAGUGGGGUGGGGAGGGAUUAUAAACUUGGACCCACAUUGUUACAAAAUCUAACCACCAGUAUCAAUAGAUAGUUUCAAAAGACAGUAUUUGGACUUUCUUUGAUACCAAACUAUAGGUCAACUACAUUACAUAUGACUGAAAAAUUGUUGAAAAAGAUGUUAAACCCGAACACACGCACACACUACAUUACAAUUUAGGCCAAACAGUAGUAUGAACAGUCAUUGACUGGUGUUAUAAAAGAUAUGAUAUUAGAAUAUGAGAAAUGAUUAAAAUGUUGAAUGUCACAGAUGUUACAUUUCCUGUUAUGAACAAAUAAUACGUUGCAUUUCCUGUUAUGAACAAAUAAUACGUUACAUUUCCUGUUAUGAACAAAUAAUGUGUUACAUUUCCUGUUAUGAACAAAUAAUACGUUACAUUUCCUGUUAUGAACAAAUAAUACAUUACAUUGUACAACACAUUUCACAUAUUGAAUUAACAUUGUUACAUUUUGCAUAAUGUUACAUAUUCUUGUGUUACAUUUCACUUAAUGUUACAUUUCACUUUGUGCGAGGAAUGGUACAGAAUAUGUUGCAUAAUUAAUAAAAUUAAUGUGUUACCUUUUAUAUGCCUCAGAUUCAGGCAUUUGAUAUUAUUUCAUAGUCUCAUUGCAUGUAAUAAGUUGUGCGAGAGGUUUUGUACAGAAAUUGUAUAUAUACAUAGUGUACUGUAAGAUCAGUUAAUUUUGCGGUCACCGAAUUUCGUGGUUUUGACUAGAGUGGCACUUUCAUUAGGAUAUAAAUUCUUGAAUUUUGACCUUUGAACAUAAAAUGAAUGGGAAUUUUUCUUAUUUAUUGGCAUUUAACUUCAUUGGUUGAAUUAACCACAAAAUAUUAAGUUCACGAAUAUUAAUAACUUUACAGUAUUUAACAAGACUAAAAAGACUAAAACCUUUGUCUAAUCUGUACUAAUUUCUUUUUUUUUAAACAAAACUUUAUUUAUAAAUAUAGUAUGGUAAUUUUUUUUUUAGAAAUGAAUGUAUUCCAUUUUUAUGAGAAACACAGAUUCAGAUAGAUUUACUUUGGAAAUGAUGCGAUGAAAAAGAGGUCACAGAUCGAGUUAAGAUUUCUUCUAAAGUAUAAACAAUUCUGUCCAAAACCCCACAAAUAUUAUGUUAUCACUUGUAUAUCCUGUUACAUUUUUGACAUAUUUAGUUAUAUAAUUUUUUAUAGAUGCUUUUUUUUGUUAUACUGAAGUAGCCUCUGUCAGGAACAUAAUUUUGAACAACAUGAUGUGUACUAAAAUGAAUUAAACUGUUCUUGAAUAUUU
Molecule: messenger RNA, 13200 nt
Organism: Mercenaria mercenaria
Lineage: Eukaryota; Metazoa; Mollusca; Bivalvia; Venerida; Veneridae
Product: epidermal growth factor receptor-like
Exons: 30
Coding region: 872-5434 (1520 amino acids)
Biological process (GO): protein phosphorylation; positive regulation of kinase activity; cell surface receptor protein tyrosine kinase signaling pathway
Cellular component (GO): basal plasma membrane; signaling receptor complex
Molecular function (GO): transmembrane receptor protein tyrosine kinase activity; ATP binding
Source: RefSeq, a predicted model, not a curated record